AUUUCAAGAAGACACGGAAGGGGCGGGGUGUCACUAAACAGCAGAUUGCAUCGCGGAGAAAGCGGCUACGAGGGAAUUAAAAAAAAGCAUAGCUUCACUGGAGAGAUUGGCAGUUCAGUACCGGGAAGGUGAGAUCAUCUCCCGCAAGGCACGAUGUCCGAUAGAAAAGCUGUGAUUAAAAAUGCUGACAUGUCUGAAGAUAUGCAGCAGGAUGCGGUGGACUGUGCAACUCAGGCGAUGGAGAAAUACAACAUCGAAAAGGACAUCGCUGCCUUCAUCAAAAAGGAAUUCGACAAGAAGUACAAUCCUACCUGGCACUGCAUAGUUGGCAGAAACUUUGGUAGUUAUGUCACACAUGAAACAAAACACUUCAUCUACUUUUACCUGGGUCAGGUUGCGAUUCUUCUAUUCAAGUCUGGCUAAAAAGAGAAAGGGGAAUAAAAAUGAACUUGUGCACUGACGGCUGGAGCCACAGUCCCUUUAAUGGCUAAACGGCUGCAUGGACUUUAUCUUCUGUGUAUAUGUAGCAGUAAACUUGCUUUAAUGCCCAAAAUGGCUUUUUCUUUCUUUUCAUUGCACUGAAAUGGUUAACAGUGGCCUUUGAAUAUUUAGGAAAAAAACCUGGGAUGGUUCUACCUGAAGACCUGGAUUAUUAGACUUCUAUAGAAGCAUUUAAUUUAAUUUCAUUCAGAAAUACAUUUCAUUUUUCUUCCCUUCUCCUUCCCAACACCCCAUUUCCCCACCCCCCCACCAAAUCUAACCCCAUCCCACAUCAAAUUCUUACUAUUUCGAAGAGUGCAGAUGUUGGGUUUAAGAUACUUAUUGCCAUUUUUUUAAAGCUGUUUCUGAUAGCAGGAGAUUGCUAUUGCAGUGAAUUGUAUUGGCAACGUUUUUUGAUUACAAAAGAUUAUUGGGUUUUGAUUCUCCCCUGUUCUGUGGCUAAGUAAGGUUUUUUAAUUUAAAAAGAAAUCCGCUACAUAGAAACAUGAAAUGGCUGGCCUGCCAGAAAUGUCGAGAAUGGUUUGGUUGCACCUUAAACAGGACGAAACAAUCAAUUUGUUUUUCCUUGUGCUGUAAUCUGCCAAAUGUGGAGAAACCUUAAAAUUUGUAAGAUCACUGUCAAGUUUGCAACAGUCAAAAGUUGCUCUAAAAUGUACAGGAGCUACUAGGCAAUUUGUACAUUAUCCUAACUUUUCUGUUUGCAUGUUGAGGAAGAUUUUCACCAAACUGUUUGUGGUGUGUUUUGUCCAUUCAUAAUCUAUUGCCCGCCCCUACUCAACCCUGGCUCAUUAGAAGGUUUCAAACUGAUCUUUGAUAUAAGCAAACUAAUUAAAAAUAAAUGCAAGGUGCUUAUAUUGAUUUAGUCUUCCCAAGUGACAUCUAAGAAAUUUAAAAUGAGGAAAUUUUGACUUCCCUCCCCUCUCCCCCUCCCCCCUCCCCCCCGAUGUGUAUUUGUAUGUACAUAGCUUGUGAUUAAAGCAUGAAAAAGCUUCAAUCCUGGUUCAUGUGUCUAAGCUAAUUUAAUGUAUUUGCCAAUAAAUGGAAAGUGUCAGACCUCUGUCAGUUAUGGAAGUUGUCUUGUCUCUUUUGUAGCUUCUGAUCCAAUGUAACAAUUUCCAUUCUUGACCAUAGUGGCUAUCUUGGAGUACGUACUCAGAUUUUGCUAGUGUGAUUUCCCCCCCACUUAUUAAAAGGGACUGUACACUAUCUUUUGGGGGCAACUGCAGUCCUUAAAAAGCUUUUUUUGCAGCAACUUACUUAGCUCUAGACUAGAGGUAAUUAUAUGCAAGGCAUUAACACUAUCAGCUUGUUACCCCACCCCCCCAACUGUCUUCAAUCACUUGUGAGCUUGCCACUUAAUGAAUGUCCACCCUAAGUGAUGAAAUGACAUUGGGUAGGUAACUUGCAUAUGUAUUCAAGUAGUUAAAAAUCAGAUUCAUCGUUAAAGUAAGAAAUUUACGAGUUGGGAUUGUUUGUCUUGAAGAAUAGUGAGGAGAUUAGUGUUCCUGUGCACCUAUUUUACAUUGUAGAGGGUAUGGAAGGUAUUGUCAAACACGUGGCGCAUGUUUAUUCCUCUGCUUUGUAUUUGUUCAACCCAUGAAAGACAAUGAUAUUCCAAGGAGCAUUAAACCUCUAUGGUUGAGCUUAGUUUCCAUAGGAUUAGUUGCAUAAAGAAGCUGCAUAACAUAAUUUAUCUGUAUUCUGACAUUGUUUAGGUUGUUUGAUUUGUUCUAUUAACACUUGUGUAGAUCAGGGAGAGUAAUGGAUUUUAACUUAAACCCUGUGGAACUCUCUUAGCUUCUGAUUCACCCCCUGCCCCCCAUGCAUAAGUUCAUUUAAGAUGUUUUCUCAAAUUUCAACAUGUGUGUAUUUCAAAGCCAUCUGUAUAAAGAAAAUCAUUACAGACCAAUAAAUGUUCAGUAA
This is a messenger RNA of Mobula hypostoma (lesser devil ray), 2424 nucleotides long. Its product is annotated as dynein light chain 2, cytoplasmic. Gene Ontology annotation, cellular component: cytoplasmic dynein complex. Gene Ontology annotation, biological process: microtubule-based process. The coding region runs from base 154 to 423 and encodes 89 amino acids. The record is from RefSeq and is a predicted model, not a curated record. NCBI's taxonomy places the organism in Eukaryota, Metazoa, Chordata, Chondrichthyes, Myliobatiformes, Myliobatidae. Gene Ontology annotation, molecular function: dynein intermediate chain binding. The transcript has 3 exons.